This is a messenger RNA of Kwoniella shivajii, 1035 nucleotides long. RefSeq lists its product as uncharacterized. The transcript has 4 exons. Bases 1 to 1035 code for a protein of 344 amino acids. NCBI's taxonomy places the organism in Eukaryota, Fungi, Basidiomycota, Tremellomycetes, Tremellales, Cryptococcaceae. The record is from RefSeq and is a predicted model, not a curated record.
AUGAGUAAUGAAAUGACCCAGGAUGGCUCGUCCUCAAAGGAAUUGGAGAAAUUGGAGAAAAAGCUGAAGAAGGCAGAAGAGAAAAUGAAGAAAGCAGAGGAAAAAAUGAGGAUCGCAAGGGAAGAAUACGAGAGAACACAAGUCGAAGAUAGAUCUGCUGCUCAAGGUGUGAAUCAGCAAGGAGAAGUAAAGGAUAAGAGCAAAUCUAGCAAGAAGGAUAAAAAGAGAAAGAGGGAUAUAAACAAUCCACAAAUAGUAGAAAGCCAACUUGAGCAUGAGUCAAAGGUAGAGGAACAGGUCCAAGGAGAAGAAGUCGAAACUGAAGACAAACGAGUGGUUCAGGAAAAUGGGGAAUCAAGCAAACCAUCGAAGAAAUCAAAGAAAGAUAAGAAAUCGAAGCUUCAAAAUGACAAUAAGGUGCAAAAUGUCAAUGCAGCUGGGAAUGAUACUGAAUCGCCAUCGGCAGCAGCAGCAGCAGCAGCAGCAGCACCUUCAGACAUAUUCAAUGAUUCUUCACUAUCUGAUCAAGCCAAGAAAAAUAUUUAUUACGCAUAUUUACAUAAAUCAUCCCAUGAUUCAGAAGGAAAGUUUAUCUCUCAGCAGACCGAGAACGAAAAGGAUGGUGAAAAAAGUACGAAUUGGAAAUUCAGCAAAGCGAAACAAAACUGGUUAAUAAGAAACAUAUUUUCAUCAGAUGAGAUUCCCGAUAGAUACGUUGAAUUGGUUUUGGGGUAUCUCAAAACAGUUCAAGGUUCUUCAAGGGCUAAUAUGGUUGAAUCAGCUAAGAAAAUAAUCACUCCUCCUUCCGCUGACACUUCCACCACCACCACUGUCGCCGCCGCCGCCGCCGAACCCACUUCAUCCACUACCGAAAUCCCAUCUGAAUCUACGGAGCAGCGCGAACAAGUUGUCAAUGAUGUAGUUCAGGAAGAUACCGAUAGAGUCGAACAAACUAUCGUCCCGAAAGAACAAGAUCAAUCAAAAUUGAUCAGAGCUGAGAAAUUAUUGAAAACAAUGGAAACUGAGUCAUCUUAG